Molecule: messenger RNA, 642 nt
Organism: Oryzias melastigma (Indian medaka)
Lineage: Eukaryota; Metazoa; Chordata; Actinopteri; Beloniformes; Adrianichthyidae
Product: WD repeat-containing protein 3
Exons: 4
Coding region: 1-543 (180 amino acids)
Biological process (GO): maturation of SSU-rRNA
Cellular component (GO): Pwp2p-containing subcomplex of 90S preribosome; small-subunit processome
Molecular function (GO): snoRNA binding; protein binding
Source: RefSeq, a predicted model, not a curated record
AUGGAAAGCUUGGAGGAUUCAGUCUGGGGACACAUCCUUCUUUCGCCUGCGGGUGGUGCUGUUGCACCUUUAUGUUCCUUUUUUACCCUCUGGGGACGCUGUAGCUCUCCUGCUACCUUCGCGGGCUUCCUCUUUCUGCUCGGUCGGUAUCUUCUGUGUUGUUACAAGGUGAAGGUGGCGCUGCUGCUGCAGAACAACACCAUCGAGACGUACAGCCUGAAGACUUCAGACAAGAACCCCUCAGCCAGUAAGACGGCUCGCCUGACGCUGGGCGGCCAUCGCACCGACGCGCGCACGCUGGCCUUCAGCUCCGACAACCUGGCCGUCCUCUCUGCCUCUGGAGACACGGUCAAAGUGUGGAACAGGUCGACUCUGCAGGUGAUUCGCACCAUGACCUGCGAGUACGCACUCUGCUCGCUCUUUGUGCCCGGAGACAGACAGAUCAUCCUGGGAACUAAGGUAUCUAUAACUUCACGACCACAGACGUCCACGAUAUUCACUCUUUUAAGAGGAUCUAUUUAUUCGUUUUGCUGUGUGGUUUAGGGCUGCCACGAUUAUUCGACAAAUCGACGACUAAUCGACUAUUAAAAUAGUCGACGAAUAAUUUGGUCGUCGAAGCGUCGUUUUUUUGUUUGUUUUUUU